Phaethon lepturus (White-tailed tropicbird) is the source of this 1655-nucleotide messenger RNA. RefSeq names its product butyrylcholinesterase (gene BCHE). The transcript is spliced from 2 exons. Gene Ontology annotation, molecular function: acetylcholinesterase activity. The record is from RefSeq and is a predicted model, not a curated record. Gene Ontology annotation, biological process: acetylcholine catabolic process; choline metabolic process. Lineage: Eukaryota; Metazoa; Chordata; Aves; Phaethontiformes; Phaethontidae. The coding region runs from base 135 to 1655 and encodes 506 amino acids. Gene Ontology annotation, cellular component: plasma membrane.
AAACGGGGGAUUAUCAUGUCAGUACUGCCCAAUCUCCGGGCUCAGGGCAGCAGCUGCAGACUGCAUUUUCCCUGAAGUAUUCAAAGAUCCCGACUCUUAAAAACUUUGUAGUUCUCGUAACAGAAGGGGGCAUCAUGAUUUGGACAAAUGGUACAAAUAUCUAUACCAGAUUUCUUAUGUGGCUUCUUCUCCUGUAUAUGUUCAUCAGGAAGGUAAUGCCUGACGAUAACAUCAUUACAACGAAGAAAGGCAGAGUUAGAGGGACGAACCUGCAGGUACUGGGGGGAACUGUGACAGCCUUCCUUGGAAUACCUUAUGGACAGCCACCCAUCGGUAGACUGCGAUUUCAAAAACCAGAACCUCGUGAGAAGUGGUCAGAUGUUUGGGAUGCCACAAAACAUGCAAACUCUUGUUACCAGCUUUUAGAUACAACUUACCCAGGAUUUCCUGGAUCAGAGAUGUGGAAUCCAAAAACAAACCUAAGUGAAGACUGCUUAUACCUUAAUGUAUGGAUUCCUACUCCCAAGCCCAAGAAUGCAACUGUCAUGGUGUGGAUAUAUGGUGGUGGCUUUGAGAGUGGGUCGACUUCCCUGCCAGUCUAUGAUGGCAAGUUUCUGGCCAGGGUAGAAAGAGUGAUUGUAGUUUCCAUGAACUACAGGACUGGUGCAUUAGGAUUUUUGGCUUUGCCAGGAAACCAGGAAGCUCCUGGAAACGCGGGUUUAUUUGACCAAAGAUUGGCACUUCAGUGGGUCCAGGAGAACAUAGCAGCAUUUGGAGGCAAUCCAAAAAGUGUGACUAUAUUUGGAGAGAGUGCUGGCUCAGCUUCUGUCAGCUACCAUAUCCUUUCUCCUAAAAGCCAUCCUUUAUUCACAAGAGCCAUCAUGCAAAGUGGGUCUGCAAAUGCCCCUUGGGCUGCAAUAACACCAUCUGAAGCCAGAAACAGAACAGUGGCUUUAGCUAAACAGCUCCAGUGUCCCACCAGCAACGAGACAGAGCUAAUUCUCUGCCUCCAAGGCAAGGACCCAAAGGAUAUACUGGAGAAUGAAAUUUUUGUUGUAACAUAUGACUCUCUUUUACAAGUAUAUUUUUGUCCAACUGUGGAUGGCGAUUUUCUCUCAGACAUGCCAGAAACAUUGAUUGAGAAUGGCCUUUUCAAACAAACACAGAUCUUAGUCGGUGUUAAUAAAGAUGAAGGAUCAGCAUUUCUAGCCUAUGGAGUCCCUGGCUUCAGCAAGGAUAGCGAUAGCUUCAUCAAUAAAACAGAAUUUGAAACAGCUUUAACCGUGUCCUUCCCAGAAGCCAGCCAACUUGCAAUAGAAUCGAUCAUUUUUCAGUACACAGAUUGGGAAAAUGAGCAAAAGCCAGAACAUUACCGCGAUGCCAUGGAUGAUGUUAUUGGUGACUACAAUAUAAUAUGUCCUGCAAUGGAAUUCACCAAAAAAUUUGCACAACUAGGACACAAUGCUUUUUUUUAUUUCUUUGAACAUCGUUCCUCAAAGCUCCCUUGGCCAGAGUGGAUGGGAGUAAUGCACGGUUAUGAGAUCGAGUUUGUGUUCGGAUUGCCCCUAGAAAGAAGAGUGAAUUACACCAAAGCCGAAGAAAUCUUAAGCCGGUCCAUGUUGAGAUACUGGGCAACUUUUGCGAAAACUGGGUAA